UAAUGACAGUUCAAUUUGGCGCAAAAUAUCGUUCUUGGCAUCCUAAAAUCGUAGCUGGUCGAUUGAAAACGGCCUGCUGAGUUUAGCCGUAAGCAGUUCAAGGGAAGAAACGUGAAGAAUCCUCGUCGACCGACACGAUGGUAUCGGAGGUUAGCUGUACGUCAUGGACACCGGAGUAUUUCAUGGCGCACGAAUCCGCCUGCCUAGAGCAACUGUCGUCCGAACCGGUGUGGAGCACGGUUCCGCUGCUCAACUGUACCGAGCUUGCCCACCUGCCGGACGGUUGUUUGGUGCGGUUUCGCGGCAUGCUGCAGGACAUGCAGGAUCCCGAAUGUUACCUGGAGCGGUAUGCUGUCCGCUCGAAAGCGGACGGUUCCGUGCUGCGGCUGCAGAAUGGUAAAUAUCGUGACAUACUCCUGUUCAACGGUGCGACAGAAACGGUGGACACUGGCUGUAAGGAGGGCAGCACGUUCGGCGAACGAAGGUCACUGUUUGUUGUCACCAUUCCGGGCCAAAAUCCGUGGGCGGCGGUUUGUGAGCAGGGACAAAAGGGGCGCGUCCCGGUGGCGAAACUUGCCGCGCACGAAGACGACGGUGGAGCCACGGUACCAAGGUCAACCGGCGGUGGUAGCAAGCGUCGUACGGGCGAUGGCGAGGAAAUGGAAGUUGAUGGAACGGCGGACACAACCGCACUUCCUGCGGCCGGUAUGAAUGGCACGAAAAGGAGAGCAACGGACGAUGCGCAACCAGCGGCAGGCACAACGGCAGCAUCAUCCAGCAGUAGUGGUACCGUGCUGUCCGCUGACUAUCUGCUCAACUCCCCGAUCGCUGAACGGCCGGGCAAGGCGUGUUUGGUGAAGCUGUACAGCAAUUACGACGAUUGGACGCUGAACACCGUCAUCGAGGUGGUUGGGUUCCUUUCGGUCGAUCCAGCACUGGACGGUACCGGGGACAGUACCGGGAUGGAGGAGUUCGCCGACGAUUUAUCCGAGCACCAGGCAACGCAUCCGCCACCUUCGCUAAUACCCCGCCUGCACGCCAUCAGCGUGCGGAAGCUUGCGCACACGAACCCGCUACUGUUGGAGCUGCAGCGGGACGAUGCAGCCGGCAGCGAAACGACGUACAAGGAUCUACACAACCUCUUCACCCAGUGCCUGUUCGGGGACGGAAUCGCGGCCGACUAUCUGCUGUGCCAUCUCGUGUCGUCCGUCUACAUACGGGAUGAGGUAGAAUGUAGAGGGCAGUUCUGUCUGAAUCUGAGCAACAUUCCGGCGGACGCAUUGCCCGAUUACACACGUUCGCUGUACGAGCUGCUGGAGCUACUGUUGCCCGCCAGCCACUAUCUGCCGAUGACGCUCGACAAUAUGAACACGGUGCAGUUCGUGCCAAAAAAAGACUACGCCACGAACAAGCUUACGAGCGGGCUGCUGCAGCUAGCUCCCCACACCCAUCUGGUGCUGGACGAAACGCGCCUGCAGGCGGGCAAGCUCGAAUCGGCCGGUGUCGACGCGGUCAAGCAGGUGGCGCACCUGAUCAAAAGCCAACGGUUGCAGUGCAACUUUCAAUACUAUCAGCUCGACUUCAAUGCCGACGUACCGGUGCUGGUGCUGAGCGAGGGCAGAAGUAUGCUCCCGAGCAAUUGCUAUCUACCCAUCGUGCCCGAUCUGGACGCGAUCGAGCUGAUCGAGGAAACGGUCAAAGCUGGCCGGCACUACAUCACGCCGAAGCUGGACGAGAUGCGCCGCUACCUGACCGCGGCCCGGAUCCGUGAGUUUGACAUGAAAACGCUCGACCCCACCGUCGUGCAGGAUGAUUUCGUGCGCAUGCGCACGGAGAAUGGUGCGAUCACGAUGGACGAUCUGCACGCCCUGUUUGUGCUGGCCCGGUUGCUCGGGCUGAGCCGGGGCCGGACGACGCUGCUGCGCGAGGACUGGGAACGGGCGAAGGUGUUGGAGCGCGAGCGGCGCAAUCGGAUCGAAAUGUUCAGCAAAGCGAAAAGCGAACCGUAGGGUGGUAAGAGCUAAUUUAUUUAUUGUUCCGCGGGACCUUCUUUACGGGCGCCGCCAGUCGGUGAAUGAUAGUUGCAUAAGGCUAAAAUGGGCGUUUUUUUUUUUUGAAAAAGUGUUAAGAAAGAAAUGAUAAUUCCUGGCUGGCUGGCUGGCUGAUUAUUCGCAUUGCUGCAAACCGUUGGCUAGGUAUGGUCAGUAUCGUUAGGACCUUAGAACGUAUCUUGCACCGAGAAUCGUUCUUCGAUGGGAAAUCCAUCCACCAGGCCUACGAAAUUACGUCCCAAAUACUCUUGCACGGAGGAAAAUGUACUAGCGAGCAACCAAUUGGGCCGGCUAUUCAAGGAGCACCACGAGUCCGGGACUCUGGCCAUUACCCAGCGGCGGUUUCUUUGGCGAUUUCCGUAUGCUAAGCGUUUGUAGAAGGGCAAGCUGAAGCUGCCACAAAAUGCGUGCAUUUCACCGGGUCGAGUUGGAUUAGAUCCUUGCAGGAGAGCUCAUCACCAAUCAAGUGUCCUGCAUUUAAAAGACAUUUAAAAAAAUCAUCCUUACGGCAGGUAGCUAACACAUCUUGGUGAAGGCAGCUUUUCAAAAUGGUCUCCCCGUUGAUUUGCCUAUCGAGAGUUUCGGAUAGAGGCGAACGCGGAAAAUUCUUCUAAAUUGGUCUCUAAGAAAAGUCCUUUUUUUGAGGGAACCAACUACCUGGCCAAGGUGGUAGAUCGAACGAUCCACUGAUGACCACUUAGCCGUCCUUCUUUACCCUGGCCCUGCAAUACGUUCGUCAAACGCUCCCUCGCGGGUGAUUGCUGUGUGCUAUCAAGAAACGGUUGACCAUCUACAACCUGUCCCUGCAGGUCAUCUUUACCUCCCCCGUCGAACCACCGUAGCAAUCCGGUUGCACGAACUGUUUUGUUUUUCCUUCCUUUACCAAAUUUUCGACGAUUUUUUUUAUUUAUUAAUCGUAAUGAUUAUAGUGAAGAGAAGAAACUAACAUAAUAUAAAAUGGAAACAAACAAAAGAAAAAAGAAAAAUGCCACACAGUAAUUUUUACACCAAAAAAGGGUAUCUCAGCGUUCACGCGCGCAUCCUUUUCCUUCGGACGACCUCUGCCAUCUUUCUCACGGCGAAGUCAAACGAUGGAGAGGACCCGAUUUUUCUCUGCCCGGUUCGAACCCCCUUACAGCGGAGCGGAAAACCAAUCGGUGAAAUGGUAAC
Anopheles stephensi (Asian malaria mosquito) is the source of this 3221-nucleotide messenger RNA. RefSeq names its product mini-chromosome maintenance complex-binding protein. The transcript is spliced from 3 exons. The coding region runs from base 138 to 2009 and encodes 623 amino acids. Lineage: Eukaryota; Metazoa; Arthropoda; Insecta; Diptera; Culicidae. Gene Ontology annotation, biological process: DNA-templated DNA replication. The record is from RefSeq and is a predicted model, not a curated record. Gene Ontology annotation, molecular function: chromatin binding.